Messenger RNA from Anneissia japonica, 8476 nucleotides. RefSeq names its product probable ubiquitin carboxyl-terminal hydrolase FAF-X. Gene Ontology annotation, cellular component: nucleus; cytosol. The record is from RefSeq and is a predicted model, not a curated record. Gene Ontology annotation, molecular function: cysteine-type deubiquitinase activity; cysteine-type endopeptidase activity. Lineage: Eukaryota; Metazoa; Echinodermata; Crinoidea; Comatulida; Comatulidae. The transcript has 35 exons. Gene Ontology annotation, biological process: protein deubiquitination; cell migration. Bases 1 to 5082 code for a protein of 1693 amino acids.
AUGCUAGCAACAGCAGCAAAGGCACAUCGUGGUAAGCAUGUGACAUUAAUGGUACGGUUUCCCAACCAAGGACGUCAAGUGGAGGAUCUUGACAUCUGGUCACACACCAAUGAAUCAAUCGCAUCUGUUCGUAGACAAAUUUUAUUAAGGAUAAAAGCCAACAUUGCAACUACCAAAGUUGAUUUAUAUGUAAACGGAGAAUUACUUGAUCCAAUUGAAGAUAGAAGGCUGGUUGGACAACUGGCGUUGAGAGACAAAACUCUGGUGACAGCUAAGCUAUGCCAGAUUGGCUCCAACAUGCCAUCGAGUCCCGAUAGCUCAUCUGAUUCGUCCGUGGGAUCCCCUCAACACUUUGAUGGACCUAACAUUGAAACAGAGAACUGUCUACCAGGGGUGAUUCUGUCCACCAAGAGGCAAGCUGUGCAAUUCUUCUUUCAAUUAGCAGACUUAGGUUGCUCAUUAAAAGUGCCAUUGCUAAGAGAUGGAGCGAGGGCGCUGUUGAAGAUCAUCCCAGCAGAUACCAAUACUGUUGAUAAACUACGAGCUCUUUGUCUAGAUCAUGCUAAGUUAGGUCAACAAUCUCUGUCGCCCUCACUUGAUAGUUUAUUCUUUGGUUCAUCACAGUCAGAAGUUUUAUAUCAUCUUGAGGUUGUUUAUUCUUUACUAAUGCCAGCACAGGUGCCACAUGGUGAUGAUGCAUAUGAAUUUCAGUAUAAUUUCUUGAAAAGUGGAGGAGUCGGAUGUGUUUUAAAUAUGCUAACAAAAAAUAAUUUCUUACCAAAUGCGGAUUCAGAAACUAGAAGAACGUCACUUUUGAUGGUGCUAAAGGUAGGCAAGUUAAUGUUGACAACGCUAGGCUAUGCAAAGAUCACAGCAGUGGCUGAAUCCCUCCAGCAAGACAUGACAGGCCAGUCAUCUACACAGACCACUCCUGCUGCUCACAACCAAGCCCUGGUGUUGCAGCAGGCCCUUCAGGGUAUACCAAACCCUAACUCGGAGUGUGUGCUUAGAAACGUUGCUAUUAGACUAGGGAGACAUGUAGCAGAUGAGGCUAGCAGUCACAUGCCAGACUUGAAUGUGGUGAAAGCAAUCAAGAAGGUGGCGUGGUCAGCUGGUUGUGGGUGUCUUCAUCUUCUACAUGCCUCCAAUGAAGAUAUUCAUAAAGCUUAUGAAAAGGGUGUUGUGAAGUUACCAGAACAAGAAGAUGUCUCAUUAACUAAGGAAUCUCUAGAGGUGUUGACCAUCUGCCUAGCACUCUGUCCACCUGCGCUGGAAGCACUGAACAAGGACAAGAGCUGGCAACACUUCAUCAUAGAUCUACUACUACUAUCAAAAAGCAGAACGGUGAGGCUGUCGGCAACAGAACAAUUUAACCUAAUAGCUACAAAGUGCUCAUCAGCACAUGUUCCACUACACUUCUUUAUCACAUUAUGUUUUACUGUUCUACAAAGUAUCGUAAAAGAGAACCCUAGGUCAUGUAAUGAGUACUUUCAGUUGCUCUGCCGAUUGUUGAAUUACGCAUGUACGACAAACGUCACGUUGAAUGCUGCAGAGACUUGCCUGACCAAUGAGAUUGAUUGGCUCAAGAAGGUUCGGGAUGAGUUGCUGAAAACUGGCGAGUUGCCUGUUGAAGGGAGUUUACUGGAAGGCCAUUUAGGUAUUUGUAAAGAAUUGCUGACAUUUAUGUCGUCAGAGAAGAAGCACCAGAUAGGAUCGAAAAAAGAUGGCUGUAAUCUAAUACAUGAGUUGAUUGAUGACUUUUUGUUUCCUGCGUCCAAAAUUGUUGUGCAAACACGCAAAGCUAACGAUGAUUUCCCGCUAUGUCCUGUUAUUCCCGUAUGUAGCUCACCUCCAACAACGAUCGCCGCUUUCGAUCUCCUGGUUGCUCUAUGCGUCGGUUGUAUACCAAACCUGAAAUUAGUCUGUGAUAUGUUAACAAAUAUGUAUUAUUCAGCAGGAACUGAAUUACCACUCUGUGAAUGGGAGUAUCUCCCACCAGUGGGUCCUCGACCAAUCAGAGGCUUUGUAGGGUUAAAGAAUGCCGGUGCGACAUGCUAUAUGAACUCGGUACUCCAGCAGAUCUUCAUGGUUCCCGAGAUACGCAAGACAAUCCUCAGUGCCGAGGGCGCUGCCGUUGAUGUUGAAGAUGAUGGUUCCGGUGAUGAAAAGCAGGACAUAGAGGUAAACAUAGACUGCAAGCAAGAUGGAGGAGGAGACGAGAAGAUUGGUUCCAGCAAAGAGAGUGAACGCAAAGAGUACAACAUGGGAGUGUUGAAGCAAGUACAGUAUGUGUUUGGACAUCUAGCAGAAAGUAAACUACAAUACUAUGUCCCCAGAGGGUUCUGGAAGAUUUACAAAUUAUGGGGCGAGCCAGUGAAUCUUCGUGAGCAGCAUGAUGCAUUAGAGUUUUUCAAUAGCCUUGUAGACAGUCUAGAUGAAGCCCUCAAGUCACUAGGACAACCCCCUAUCUUUACAAAGGUCAUGGGAGGGUCAUUUGCAGAUCAGAAGAUUUGUAAAGACUGCCCUCACAGAUAUUCCAGAGAAGAGUCCUUUACAGCUCUAAACGUUGACAUUCGCAAUCAGCAAAACCUAUUAGAUUCAUUAGAACAGUACGUCAAAGGCGAUUUAUUAGAAGGCCCUAACGCCUACCAUUGUGAGAAAUGUAACAAGAAGGUUGAUACUGUGAAACGUUUGUGUAUAAAGAAGUUACCGAAUAUAUUAGCAAUUCAGCUGAAGCGUUUUGACUACGAUUGGGAGCGGGAAUGUGCAAUCAAGUUCAACGACUAUUUUGAGUUUCCACGUGAAUUUGACAUGGAGCCUUACACUGCUGCUGGUCUUGCCAAGCUUGAAGGUGAAGAAAUUCAUGAUGACCGUGAAGAAAGCAGUGAUAAGUUGGAAGAUUCGUCGCGUAGCACAUUUUAUCGAUUAGUUGGCGUUGUAGUACAUAGCGGUCAAGCCAGUGGGGGUCAUUAUUAUUCCUACAUCGUUAAUCGCCAUGGUGAUGACCCUGCCAAGUGGUACAAGUUUGAUGAUGGGGAGGUUUCUGAAUGCAGGAUGGACGAUGAUGAUGAAAUGCGCAACCAGUGCUUCGGUGGAGAUUACAUGGGAGAGGUUUUCGACCAUAUGUUAAAGAGGACAUCGUACAGAAGGCAGAAGCGUUGGUGGAAUGCCUAUAUUUUAUUUUACGAGCGAGUUGACGUAAAAGAAUCGCUUGAAAAGGAUCUCUGCAAAGGCAUGGAUGAUCUUAGACUCACAAUGAAAGAGCCAAUUAACAUGCCGGCGAUUAUCCAGAGGUGUGUACGUCGUCAAAAUAUCCACUUCAUGCACAACCGCAUGCAGUUCAGUCACGAAUACUUCCAAUUUAUACGCAAGCUUGUUACGUGCAACAGCCCGUACUUCCAAGCCUUGCAGGGACAAGAGAGGCCUACUCAAGAUUAUGAAGAGCUGGCCAUGCUGAGUAUCCAACUGGUUUCCAAGUUUCUAUUCACUGUAGGCUUUCACACCAAAAAGACUUUAAGGGGUUCUGCUAAUGAGUGGUAUGAAGCACUCUGUCUGUUAAUGCGUACUUCAAAGGCCGUACGAACUUGGUUUGCACAGAAUGUUCUCUUUGCAAACCCAGGAAGAUUCUCGGAAUAUCUACUAGAGAGCCCCAGUACUGAAGUGCGGAAUGCGUUUGCUAAGCUAUUGGUCAUCCUGUCUCACUUCUCCCAGCAAGAUGGGCCAUUCAGUCUGUCUGGAGCCAUCAGUACAGGAGAAAUUCGCGAAAAACCCAAGAGUUUAAGUGAUCACUUACUUCAUGCUAUCCUGUGUUUGCUAAACAAGGAAGUUUCGGAGCAUGGACGACAUCUUACACAAUACUUUCACUUGUUUCAGAUGUAUGCCAAUCUAGGACAGGCAGAACGAACACAAUUAUUGGAAUUAAGCGUUCCCUCCACAUUCAUGCUGGUGGCCCUUGAUGAAGGUCCUGGGCCACCAAUUAAAUACCAGUACGCUGAACUGGGCAAGUUGUACUCGGUGGUGUCGCAGUUGGUUCGCUGUUGUGAUGUCUCAUCCAAACAACAGUCUUCAAUACCGGGAGGUCAACCUUUACCAAACCCCCAUGGUGAGUCCAGUCUGCAGCGACCUAUCAUGUCAAUUCAACCACAAGUUGCUGAUCUGCUGUUUGGGCGAGGAGGCUAUGUCAAAAAACUUAUUGAAGACUGUAACAAUUCUGAUGAAACAACCAAGCUACUAAGAUUCUGCAGUUGGGAGAAUCCUCAAUUUUCCUCAAUGGUGCUAAGUGAGCUCCUAUGGCAAGUUGCAUACUCUUACACUUAUGAACUUCGACCCUACUUAGAUCUGUUAUUACAGAUGCUACUACUGGAGGACAGCUGGCAGACCCACAGGAUUUUGAAUGCCCUCAAAGGUAUUCCAGAUGAUCGGGAUGGCCUGUUUGAUACAAUUCAGCGGUCCAAGAACCACUACCAGAAGAGAGCCUAUCAGUGCAUUAAAUGUAUGGUGGCGCUGUUCAGUAGCUGUGCUGCCGCCCAGAGUCUACUCAACUCAAAUGGUGAUUUGAAACGGAAAUGGAAUUGGGCUGUGGAGUGGCUGGGAGAUGAGUUAGAACGGCGCCCAUAUGCUGGAAAUCCACAGUACGCUUACAACAAUUGGUCACCACCCGCCCAAUCAAAUGAAACAUCCAAUGGAUACUUCUUGGAAAGGUCACACAGUGCAAGGGUCACGCUAGCCAAGGCUUAUGAACUGUGUCCUGAAGAGGAACCUGAGGAGGUUGAAGUUGGUGAGGAUCAGGAGAGUUCACCAACAGAAGAUCCACCGUCAGGACACUAUCAACAUCAUCUGCACACUGUCCAACCACAGAAUAACCAGCAGCUAAUCUCAGCCCAGAACAACCAAAUACACCAGCAAGUACCGAACAACCAACAGCCGUACAACCAACAACAUCACAUGACAAACAUACAUCGUCAUAACAACACAAUCAACAACAGCCUGAACAAUCAAAGCAGACCGCAGGGCAGCAGUGGAGAGGAGCAGAAAGAGGAGGAAGUAGUGAGCCCAGGUCAGUCAAGCAACAAGGAAUCAUAGAUGUAUGGAAUGCAGAUUGACUCUGAAAUGUAUGGGAGGCAGAUGUAGUAAAUUGUUUGCAGAGUAUCAGUAGAUAUAAUAUGGUAGUAUAAUAUUGAAACAUGACAGACCCUUAAAGAAACAUUAUGGGUGCUGUUUAGCUAAUAGGACACUGAAAGAGAACACUCCUCAACCCUGCAUAAUAAAUUUGCAAAUAAACAACCAAAUAUAAUUUAAAACCAUUUUUAGGCAUAUGUAAGUAUUACCUAUUCUAUAACAUAGCUUUAUUUUAGUUCUGUUGUAAAGAACAAAGCCAUAUAUUUUUGUGUUGUGGAAACAGAUUCCUGUUAUUUUUUAGCAAUUUUUCUCUCCCCUUACAUCCGAUAUUUUUUGUUUUUGUUUUUUUUUUGGAAAUGUUGUUCCCAAACUUAAUGUCUUUAAUUACAAGAAUGGCUUAUUCUGUUGUAGCCUUUACUUCUACAGGAGUGUGUAGAUUAGUUACAAUAUAGAAACACAGCACAGUUUCUUUAUAAUGAACCUGUGUGUAUAACAUUAUUGACAUUUUAUAUAAGCUUAUCAUAUCAUAUGGGUAUUUAUAGAUUUAAAACAUUCAUCAGAAUGUUUACAAAGUUAUAAUGUUAUAUUUAAGGAUUGUGGCUCUUACAGAUUUUAAACAGACAUCUUCACAAUUGACACAAAUUUGAUUUGCAGUAUGUGAUAGUAUCAAACUGUCGAUGACAGCAAUGAAGACGACGGCGAUAAUGACAUUGACAGCGAUGACGUUGAUUGUUUUUAGAUAUUUAUAUUCCGUAUGUGUAUGUUAUAAAAACCUACUCUAUUCCUUUAACAAAUUGAGAACCUUAAUUAAAUCAUUGAUAGUCUGUGGAUCAAUCAAUUUAUAUCGAAAUAAUUUACUAUCUUAGAAGCUAGUCUAUGGUAUUGCAUUCUCAUCCCAUAGCCAGUAAGCAUCAAUUAAUAGUUACCAUAAUUAGUGUUAAGUAAUAUGCCAGUAAUAUGCCACUCAAAUUUUCAAGUACAGUAUCCUCUUCAAUGGAAAACAGUGUGAUGUUAUUUUUCCCAUGAAUUUUAUCGUACUGUACCAGUGUGUGCCUUUUAUAGCAAAAUUAUUUCCAAUGUGAAAUUUUCCACAAACUCUGUGAACAAAAUAAUUAUGUAUUUUCUAUCUUACACUACAGUUGAACUUGCCUAAGUGGAAUCCAAAAUGGCAUUGAAAAAUUGUUCGACUUACAGAUCGUUAAUUAAUGGAAAACACAAAAUUUAGCAUGUAAAAUAAGAUCGACUUCGAAAUUAAUUGAGUUAGGCAAAGUUGACUUAAGCAAGUUUAACUGUAUUAACUGGAACACCUGAGUUAAAUAGAAAACCUUGUUAAAUAGCACCACUUUAUCAAUUAGGCAGUUAAAUGUGCUUUGUAAAUAUACAAUUGUGAUUAGAUAGAUGUUGAUGAAAACCACUGUAUGAUAAUUGUACAUUAAAUGGUGUGUCCCUAAUCCUUACCAAGUUACCCCUGAUAAUAAUAUCUGUAGGUAAGUAAGCUUUUUCCAGUGUGUGGAAUUCCCAGCAAUUAAUCUCUUGUUCUUAACAUACAUAAAGAUAUAUAUUGUGUGCAAGAGUUCAUUGAUAUUGUGAAUCUGUGUGGUUUAUUGUUCUUAGCCUUCAGCGGUGCAUAGCAAGUUCUACAAACAGGUUUAAAACUUUAGAAGGAAACAUAAUCAAGGUGUGUUUCAUGAAAAGGUUAGUUUUUAAUAAUUAAAAAUGAGUUUUAUUAUUGUUAUUUUGUCAUACAGGUUUUUAUUUAUGUUUUACAUUUCAAGGAGGCUAGGCCCACCGUACCAUUUCCCUUAAAUAAGGGGAAGGAAAAAAAGAACAUAAUUUAUGGGUUUAGUGCCACUUCUUGCUAGGAUAGUUUCUCCUAUUUAAACUUAAUUUGGUUCAGCACAUUGUCACAUUUCUUCCAUUUAUGGUAUAUUUAUAAAUGUAUUUUUUUUUCAAAGUAGGAUAUAUAAUUUAAAGUAACCCCUUGAGACACUUUCCAAACAUCUGUACAUACAAUUAGCUAAGAUAGGUUUUUUUUUGUAAAGAUAUUGUGGUUUUUGGAAAUUAUAAUUUACAUUUUCGUUGCUUUAAAAGUUGUUUCAUCAUGAUAAAUGUCAUAACGAUUAGGUUGAACAUUUUAUACAGUAUGAGUUUUUUUUUUACUUAAUAUUUACGUUUAUGUAAAGGUAACAGAAGCAGCUUUCCUGAUGUUUGUGCCUCAGUGUUUCAUUAAGGAGAAUUUCUUUAAAUGAUUAAGCUAUGAUCUUAUUCUAGAUAGUCUCUGUAUGCCUCCUGUUUGUAAUGUGUAGUUCACUUGGUGUUGGAGGAACAACUUUAUUGCCUUUGUUGUCCAGGUUUAUAGUAAAGUUAGAGGUUGAUAUGCAAUGGUAUGUUCUUGACAAUCAGUCCCAUAUUAUAUAGUAUAAUCAUAAGAUAACUUUAGUGAAAAUAUGACAAUAAAUGGAUUUGUAUUUUUUAUAUGUAAUUAUUAUCAACUAUUUUUAUUAUUGUUAUUGCUAUAAUUAUAAUAUCAAAAUGAUGUUCUUAUUGUUGCUAAUUUUAUUUUAUUUAUUAUUAUGAUUAAUUAUUAUUGUGUAUGUUCGUAGAUUGUAUAUAAAUGAAAAACAAACGUCAUAAGGUUCUAAGCCUUAUAACGACUAUUGUAGGAUUGAAAAAUUGCCUAAAGUUGUUCUGGUAUGCAUUGCUCGUACAUUUUGAUGAACAUACUAGGAAUUUACAUAUUUUUGGUUUCAUAGUUUACAAUGGAAAAGUGUCACUUUAAGGUUAAUUGAGAAAAAAAAUAUUAGACCUAUUUAAAAUUUCAAUUAUUGUUGUUAUUGCUGUUAUUAUAAUAUUAAUCAGUAAUACAAUACUUUUGACCUGAAAUUAUUUAAUAACCCAAUUGCAAAUGUUAAUGAUUGCAUGGAAUCAACCUGUAGAACAACACUUCCCCUGGUUGUGGUUGUGCAUUUGGUGUGAUGAUAUUAUUAUUGUUAUGAUACUGAUUAAUAACAUUUACUAAAUUCCUAUUAAACUAAAAUUUAAAACAACACUGGUAAAGUCUCAGAUACCAGGAAAUACGGAUAAACACAACUUCUUGUAAGGUUUUUACCCUUUAUGCCAAGAUUUUUAUUCAGAUAGGUUUAGGUUAUUUUUGUUUCUCCAUAAUAAGUUAUAAAGUUUAUGAUUUGUUAUAUGCGACACAUGUAUUAUAGGGAGAUGUGAAAACGGAAAGCUUUGAUGGAACAUGAAUGUUCAAAAUAAUGAUUUUGUAGUAUAAACACGAGAGCGCUGUCUACUUUAGUUGUAUAAAUUGCAAUCUGUUAUGUCAAGCUUUGCAAUAAAAAAUAAGUUGUGUUAA